AUGAGGCAAGGGAGAGUCUCUGCGCUUAUCCCAAGUGACACACGAAAUACUGAAGCCGUCGUCUCAAGUACUAUCACUAUAUGUAAUCAAGAUGCUUUUGUGUUAAUUGAUUCUGGAUCAACACAUUCCUUUAUGUCUAGGACAUAUGUAUCUAGAUUCAAUAGACCCAUAGAAUCAUUGCCUUAUUUGUUGUGUGUAUUUGCUCUAUCUGGGGAGUCUGUGUUAUGUGCAUCUGUAUAUCGUGUUUGCGAUAUGCACAUUGGAAGUGCAACUUUAUAUGUGGAUAUAUUGGGUUUGUUUGGACAUGAUGAGUUUAUAUUUAUGGGUAAUGGGGGUUGUGCCUCCACCUUAUCUGAUUUCAGCAUGAAGGCAUGUAAAUUGCUCAAGAAAGGAUGCCAAGGUUAUCUAUGUAGUGUGAUGACUGAACAACCCAUGAAUGUUGAACUAGAUAGUAUUCCUGUUGUUAGAGAAUUUCCGGAUGUAUUUCCAAAUGGAUUGCUAGGGGAAUUGGUUGAUAGGGAGAUAUAG
Molecule: messenger RNA, 528 nt
Organism: Camellia sinensis
Lineage: Eukaryota; Viridiplantae; Streptophyta; Magnoliopsida; Ericales; Theaceae
Biological process (GO): proteolysis
Molecular function (GO): aspartic-type endopeptidase activity
Source: RefSeq, a predicted model, not a curated record